Culicoides brevitarsis is the source of this 778-nucleotide messenger RNA. RefSeq lists its product as uncharacterized. The transcript has 2 exons. The record is from RefSeq and is a predicted model, not a curated record. Lineage: Eukaryota; Metazoa; Arthropoda; Insecta; Diptera; Ceratopogonidae. The coding region runs from base 28 to 414 and encodes 128 amino acids.
ACCGACCUCAUUAAAAGUUGCAAAAAAAUGAACCCAGAUCCGAAUUUCGACAUCAAUGACUUCAUUGAGCGCAGUGCCAAGCGUGGCAGUGGCUUCGAAGCGGGCGGUCCGCCAUCCAUGGAGCAAUUUUUGGAGAUGUUGGACAAUGUCAAGGACAUGAGUGAGGCGGAAAAGGACGAAUUGAAGAAAGAUUUGAUCAUGAGAGCACUUCGGGCGUCGCAAAUGAACGAAGGCGGAGGCGAUCCGACGAAAUUAGUGGCAGGCCCGCGGGAAUAUAUGGUCUUUGCGUGCAUGAUUUUCCUACUUGUGGCAGUUUUUGCCCUUUUCGGUUACAAAUUGUACAAAUCUCUCAUGGAAAAGGAGCAAAAGAGAUUGCAAAAGCAACAAAUGAAGGCACAAAAGAAGAAGAAAUGAUCGAAGAACGGACCGGCACACUCGAAACGCAUUUCAAAAUAAAUCAAAAUUCACUUCCGUUUGACAAAAAGCAGCAAACAGCACAAUUUUAACGUAGAUUUUAUCUAAAAAAUAGAAGAAAAUGUCCUAAAAUGUUGUGAACAUUCCGUUUUAAAAGAAAAAAUAUUUAUUGCAAUUUUUUUUAUUUUUUGUUUCGUAGACGAUAACAAUAGAGAGACUUUAAAAAAAUAUGAUAUUUGAAAAAAAAAUCAAAAGAUGUAUAAAAAUUAAUAUAAAAAAAUAUAUAUUUUAUUUUUGUAAAAAAAAAAAUCAGAUGAAUGAAGACGUUUAUAAUGUGUUAUAAUAAAAAAAAUAAAGAUUUAAG